AUGAGCACGGAUUUAUCGAGGAAGAAAAAGUUAAGAGGGGCUCAUCGAGCGUCCGCCACACGACUUCAAAAGACGGUGAGUGAAGUACUUGUUUCUUUUGACCCAAAUAAUCUGGAAGAAAUUGUGCCCAAACUGAAUCAACUUAAAACUAGCAUGAAAGAAAAACUUGAAACUUUAAAGGUCCUUGUUGAGGAAAUUCUUGAACUAGUUGAUGAAGCUAAUAUUGAAGAAGAGAUAGAACAGUGCGAUAUUUGUAGAGAAGGCUUGCAGUUGGCUUUAGAAAAUGUAGAAAGAGCACUUAAUACCUCCAGCAUGUCUAGUUCAGCUAUGUUAUCGAAUGUGACUGAAAAUACAACAAUAACACCCCACCAGUACCCAGUCAAGCCCCCACAUCACCUCAAGGCUCUAGUACUAGCACUGCAAGCACGUCGUUACUACAGAAUCAAUAUUCAA
Messenger RNA from Paramuricea clavata, 453 nucleotides. NCBI's taxonomy places the organism in Eukaryota, Metazoa, Cnidaria, Anthozoa, Malacalcyonacea, Plexauridae. The record is from the annotation of a GenBank genome assembly.